This is a messenger RNA of Knipowitschia caucasica, 306 nucleotides long. NCBI's taxonomy places the organism in Eukaryota, Metazoa, Chordata, Actinopteri, Gobiiformes, Gobiidae. The record is from the annotation of a GenBank genome assembly.
AUGACCCCUGUCCUCACCCCCUCCAUCAACCACAUGACCCCUGUCCUCACCCCCUCCAUCAACCACAUGACCCCUGUCCUCACCCCCUCCAUCAACCACAUGACCCCUGUCCUCACCCCCUCCAUCAACCACAUGACCCCUGUCCUCACCCCCUCCAUCAACCACAUGACCCCUGUCCUCACCCCCUCCAUCAACCACAUGACCCCUGUCCUCACCCCCUCCAUCAACCACAUGACCCCUGUCCCCACCCCCUCCAUCAACCACAUGACCCCUGUCAUCAUCACACCCCCUCCAUCAACCACAUGA